AUGGCCUUUAUGUUGGGGGUUAUUCCGAACAUGUGCUUAAUUCGCGGGAAGAUCUUUGCCGGAAAGUCUUCAUAUGAUUCUGAUUCAGCUUCUUCUUUAACUGUUGCUGCUUCAAAGAAAAUUCUUGUUCCUGGAGGUCCGAGUGAUGGCUCUCCACCUUUGACAGAGGAAUUGGAAGCUCCCGACACUGAUUCAGAGGAUCCUCAGGUGCUAGAGGAUGUAGACAGUGUAACUAUGGAAGAUGAGAAGAUUGAAGAUGAAGCAAUUUCUUCGUUAGAUGUGGGCAGUGUUGAUGAUGAAACACCUAGUCCCUUAAAAGCAACAGCAAGUACUGCUACAAAGACAAUUCCACCACCUGGCACUGGGCAAAAAAUAUAUGAAAUAGAUCCACUUUUGAAGGGCUUCCGGGAUCAUCUCGAUUACCGUUAUGGACAAUACAAAAGGCUGCGUGAGGAAAUUGACAAGUAUGAAGGUGGUUUGGAGGUGUUUUCUCGUGGCUAUGAGAAGUUUGGGUUCACACGCAGUGCCACAGGUAUCACUUAUAGGGAGUGGGCACCUGGAGCUAAGUCCGCAUCAUUAAUUGGAGAUUUCAACAAUUGGAAUAUGAAUGCGGAUGUGAUGACUCGGAAUGAAUUUGGGGUCUGGGAGAUCUUUUUGCCAAACAAUGCAGAUGGUUCACCCGCAAUUCCACAUGGUUCUCGAGUGAAGAUCCGUAUGGAUACCCCUUCAGGUAUCAAAGACUCAAUUCCUGCUUGGAUCAAGUUUUCGGUACAGGCUCCUAAUGAAAUCCCAUACAAUGGAAUAUACUAUGAUCCUCCAGAAGAGGAGAAGUAUGUAUUUCAACAUCCUCAGCCAAAUAGACCACAAUCACUCCGCAUUUACGAGGCACAUGUUGGAAUGAGUAGCACAGAGCCAAAAAUUAACUCGUAUGCUGAAUUCAGAGAUGAUGUGCUACCACGCAUUAAAAAGCUUGGGUACAAUGCUGUUCAGCUCAUGGCUAUUCAGGAGCAUGCCUACUAUGCAAGCUUUGGGUACCAUGUCACCAAUUUUUUUGCGCCUAGCAGCCGAUGUGGAACACCUGACGAUCUGAAAUCUCUGAUAGAUAGGGCUCAUGAACUUGGUCUGCUUGUACUCAUGGAUAUUGUUCACAGCCAUGCAUCAAAUAAUACGUUGGAUGGGCUGAACAUGUUUGAUGGAACCGAUAGUCACUACUUCCACUCUGGGCCCCGUGGAUAUCAUUGGAUGUGGGAUUCUCGCCUUUUCAAUUAUGGAAGUUGGGAGGUUUUGAGGUAUCUUCUCUCAAAUGCAAGGUGGUGGUUGGAAGAAUUUAAGUUUGACGGGUUCAGAUUUGAUGGUGUAACUUCAAUGAUGUAUACUCACCAUGGAUUGCAGGUAGCAUUUACUGGAAACUACAGCGAGUAUUUUGGAUUAGCAACAGAUGUAGAUGCUGUUACUUACCUGAUGCUGGUUAAUGAUUUGAUUCACGGGCUCUACCCCGAAGCUAUUAGCAUCGGUGAAGAUGUUAGUGGAAUGCCAGCAUUUUGUAUUCCUGUUGCAGAUGGCGGUGUUGGAUUUGAUUAUCGCCUGCAUAUGGCUAUUGCUGAUAAAUGGAUUGAGCUCCUCCAAAAAAUGGAUGAGUACUGGCAAAUGGGUGAUAUUGUUCACACGCUGACCAACAGAAGAUGGGGAGAGAAGUGUGUUGCUUAUGCGGAAAGUCAUGACCAAGCUCUUGUUGGUGACAAAACAAUUGCAUUCUGGUUGAUGGACAAGGAUAUGUAUGAUUUCAUGGCUCUGGAUAGACCAUCAACUCCCACUAUAGACCGUGGAAUUGCAUUACACAAAAUGAUUAGGCUUAUUACUAUGGGAUUAGGUGGAGAAGGAUAUCUGAAUUUUAUGGGGAAUGAAUUUGGACAUCCUGAGUGGAUUGAUUUUCCAAGAGGUGUUCAAAAACUUCCAAAUGGAAAAAUAGUUCCUGGGAACAACAACAGUUUUGACAAAUGCCGGCGUAGAUUUGAUCUUGCAGAUGCUGACUAUCUGAGAUAUCAUGGCUUGCAAGAAUUUGAUCGAGCAAUGCAUCAUCUUGAAGAAACUUAUAGUCUGGGCUGUUCUAUUACUAAAUUUAAUCAACUCUUGAUCCAGUUCAUGACUUCUGAGCACCAAUAUAUAUCUCGAAAGGAUGAAGGAGAUAAAGUUAUCGUCUUUGAAAGGGGAAACCUGGUUUUUGUGUUCAAUUUUCAUUGGAGUAAAAGCUAUUCAGACUACCGAGUAGGCUGCUUAAAGCCAGGAAAGUAUAAGAUUGUCUUGGAUUCAGAUGAGUCAAUAUUUGGAGGCUUCAAUAGGAUUGAUCACACCGCUGAUUACUUCACUGUUGACGGAUGGUAUGAUGAGCGGCCCAAUUCCUUCCAACUAUAUGCACCUUGUAGAACAGCUGUGGUGUAUGCUCUAGUAGAGAGCAAGGAAACGAGCAAGGAAAAGAAACCCAUCAAAGGCUGAUUUUUGAUACUAGUAUAGUUCUGGUGCUGAAAUUUCUACAUGUUGCUGCAAAGACGCCGUGUAUACUGGUUAAUAAAGCAAAGAGCUGUUCAUGUGGGAUCAUGCUUGCCAUCUUUGGCAGCUGUGCCAACCCAAGUCAGAAGAAUAAUGUCAUGAAAGGAGUUGCAGAACAUGAGCUUCAAAAAUGAGAAUUAUAGUUCAGACAACCAACCCCCAUGUAGGCAUAUAAACUAGAGUAAUGUCCCAGUUUGUGAAAAAUCCUUCUGUAAUUAUUUUCCAGGUUAAGCUCAGUGACUGCUAGAGAUUUUGCAUUGUAUAGAUAGCAUGUAGCUGAUUUGUGGUCAUACAAUCGAAUAAAUUAUGCAAGUCACUGAAUACUUUUAUUUGGAGAACCCAC
Fragaria vesca subsp. vesca is the source of this 2890-nucleotide messenger RNA. Its product is annotated as 1,4-alpha-glucan-branching enzyme 2-2, chloroplastic/amyloplastic-like. Gene Ontology annotation, molecular function: cation binding; hydrolase activity, hydrolyzing O-glycosyl compounds; 1,4-alpha-glucan branching enzyme activity. Gene Ontology annotation, cellular component: cytoplasm. The record is from RefSeq and is a predicted model, not a curated record. NCBI's taxonomy places the organism in Eukaryota, Viridiplantae, Streptophyta, Magnoliopsida, Rosales, Rosaceae. The coding region runs from base 1 to 2493 and encodes 830 amino acids. Gene Ontology annotation, biological process: starch metabolic process; glycogen biosynthetic process. The transcript is spliced from 22 exons.